UGCAUCGUUAUACCCUACACCUUCUCUCAGGGGAUUAAAACCGUGACUGUUCAACUCGCCACCUCCUUCUCCCUGCUGCAACCCCAGCGUAAGCGACACGGGGUCUACACCACCGAAUCUCCCCAGCUCAGACAUGUUGCGGGCAUAUCAUCCGGGCCCACGGUCUCUGUAUUAUCGGACAUUGGGUCGGUGGGUUUCGAUUCCACGGGGCGCAGGCCCGUGGAGUCUUCGCAUUUGUUGUCCUUUGUGUUUGUCUUCUCAGAAGAAGAGUUUGAGUCCACGUCAGCAUCUCCUGUUUCCUCUUUGUACAUCUCCUCGACCAUGGGCUUCCAGAGGCGGACUCGAGCAUUUAUGAACCAGUUGGAGACCUAU
Molecule: messenger RNA, 372 nt
Organism: Striga asiatica
Lineage: Eukaryota; Viridiplantae; Streptophyta; Magnoliopsida; Lamiales; Orobanchaceae
Source: the annotation of a GenBank genome assembly